UAGCUCUCCCGAACAUUGAGUGGCCAGUCUGGCAGCGCGCUCAGGAAGAUUAAAGCGGGGGCGGGCGGUCAAACACGAUAAAUUUAAUAAGAAAAAAAAUGAUAGACCUCACGGAUAAUAAUUAUACAAACAUGAAGUAUUUGUUAUUACAAAACGCGGAAAAUUAUUGGCAGACGAUUUCGUGGAAGAGAAAUGGCCGGCAGACUGCAACAAAGUGGCGGUAAUAUAUGUGACAAAAAAACGAUAAACCUCAUGACUAAAAAUUAUUGGAAAUGAUUACUGAGUUAUUAACUAAACUAUAUGCUGAAUGGCAGACGAAAAAAUGGAAGAUAACAUUGAGGCAGACAGUGAUGAAGAGCGCGGUCUCGAUCGCACUUAACGAGUUGGUUCCGUACAAUGCGGUACGACGAUGUUAUUUAGUUAUUUAUAUGAAUAUAUUAAGUCUUUCUUUUUUCAGUAAUGGAUUUAUUUUGUUAAUUCUUUUAUUGCGAAAAAUAAAAUUGUUUAUUUAUUAAUAAAUAAAUAAACAAUAUAAUAAUAUUGAAUUUAAAUGGUUACUAAUUAAUGUCAUAGAAUUUUUGACUGCAGUUGAAAAAUGUAUGAACAUUUUUCGAUUAAUUUUAAAAUAAUAUAUAGAGUUUUUAAAAGAUUGAGAGAUUCGAAAAUUAUAUUCGCAAAUUCAACGCAGGUAUAACAGCCGUUUGAAAAGGGAUCCCAGCGGCCGAGAAACGGCCGUAUGGUAGGGGGGGUUGGCGAAGGUCGUUCAUUAGACGAGGGUUCAGUGUAUUCCAAAACUCAACAGUGAACAGACGUCUCUCGUAUUGUGCGGAAUUUUAUUUUUCUUCAGUAGCAUCAGCUGCGUAUCGGGCCGAAUGUUAUUUUUCUUGAAAUUCUACUGAACUCGCAAAAUGAGUUUAGAACCAAAGUGUGUGUUUUGCAACAGUGAUAGUGAAAAUAAAAUCACGUUUUUCAAUCAUGACGUUUUGGAAAAAUGCAGACAUAUUUUGAAAAUUCUUGUGACUUGUAAGCUAAAGUAUAAUGAAGUUCAUUUACCGGGAUCACCGAAUAAAAUCGACGGGUACCAUACGAAUUGUUACAGUAAUUUCACUGCUGUUAAAAGGAAUUAUGUUGACAAAUAUAAUGCAUUGAAUUUACCAGAGCCUGAUCUCCCUAAUGACGAAUCAUCUUCUGCAAGUCAAGCUACACUGUCUUGUCAACCAAGCACGAGUUCGUCAGCUAAUAGUGAAUCGACUGCUUCGUCAUCUGAGAGUCAAAGUACACUGCCUUGUCAUUCCAGCACAAGUAACGAAAAUGUUCAAAACUUGGAAGAAGGAGUAGAUAGCGACAAUGUAGUUUGUUUUUUUUGUGAUAAAUCGCGUAAAAUUCACAACUACAAAGUAGUUCCAAUUGUCAAAUGUGAUUGUAAAUUGCCAAUAUUAAUCGAAAAAAUCGUUACACAUGCCAUUGCUCUAAACGAUAAACAGAUAUUAACUAAAAUUGAAAAUGCCCGGUCGAAAAAUGUCAUUUCUUAUCACAAUAUGUGUAAAUUAAAUUAUUUUAAGCAAAUUGUAUCUAAACCUAUUCAAAAAUCAGAGUGGCAUGCUAUACGAGAUAUUCAUGUCAUAAUCGACAAUGAAAUUUAUGAUUUAAUAUCAAAUAAUACGAUAGCAAACAAGGAGUGCUAUUCAUUGAAAUAUCUUGUUGAGUAUGCCAAAAAUGCUUUGUAUAAGUUAGGUGUAGAUAAUUACGAAUCUUACGAAUCAAGCUUAACGAGCACUUAUUUGUUAGAGAAAUUAAAAAAAAAAUUUGGCGAUGAGUUGCAAGUGAUAACGUUUUACAAUCACAAAAUUAUUGCAGCAAGAGACGGCUCUGUGAUUACAAGUUCAACUUUCAGCGAGUGUGAGGAGCUGGAAGUAUUAGAGCGUGCGGCAUUUAUAUUAAAAAAAACAAACUGUUGUCGAUUAAAGCUCAGCCUUUGUCAGGAAAUAUAACAGCACAAGAUUGAAUGAAGGGGGAAUGCGAAAUCCCCGCUGAUCUUUCGCAAUUUUUACGGUCCGUGAUUUGCGGGAAUGAUCCAAGAACUUCAAAAAGUGGCAACUGUGCCCGCAAAGUUAAGUCUAUCGCGCAAGAUAUUAUUUACGCAGUAAGCCACGGAAAAAUUAAAACUUCUAAGCACAUAACGCUUGGAAUGACAUUAAAAAGCAUAACAAGCAGUAGGAAAGUCAUAGAUAUAAUUAAUAAAUACGGACACUGCUGUAGUUAUAACAUUAUCGAGGAAUUAGAAACGGAAGCUACGUUUGCUUCUUGUAGUAAAUCGAGCAUUUGUCCCGAAGAUAUUCACUUAGCGCCUAAUUAUUGUACAGGAGUAGCCUUCGACAAUUACGAUAGAUUCGUUGAAACUUAUAACGGCUCUGAUACCUUGCAUGAUACUGUAGGUAUCAUUUACCAAAAUAUUGAUGCAAAUAUUAGUAAUGUGCAAACGUGCGAAAUAGAACGUGCUGUAAAUGAGCCUCUCGCUAAAAGGAGACGGACGUUUGACGCUAUAUGUCCGGAUAUUCAAACUUACGCAAAAAAAAACAAAAAUGACUGACAAAUUGCUGCCCAUUGAUAGCGAACUGCGUACAAUUAAUAACAGUAAUUACAAUUUUUACGAAAAGCUAGAUGUAAUGUGGGUUUUAUCUCAUCAUUUAAAAAUUGCAAACACGCCAAUGUGGGUUGGGUUUAAUAGUAAGAUCGUUGUAGAUGAAUCAAUGAAACAAAAAGUAUCAUACCUUACACCAAUCAAUGCCUCGCCGACAAAUAUUUCCGUUGUAUAUGAAACGAUGCGUCAAAGUCAACGUAUUGCCGAAGAGUUGCAACAACAAUAUAUUGAAGUCACUUACGAUUUAGCGAUAGCUAAAGUUGCUUAUCAAAUUCAAUCAGCUGAGUAUCCGCAAUUUAGUAAUUUAUUUAUUCAUCUUGGCGCAUUUCAUAUAAUGAUGGCUGUUGGAAAAUUUAUAAAUGAGUGCGGGCUCACUUAUAUUAUGGUAGAAAGCAGAUUAUUAGCUUCCGGUUCGGUUAAUGGCUUCAUCAGUGGCAAACAUUUUAACCGAUGUAAACGUUUACAUCCCUUAGUGUCGCUAGGUUUGCAGGUUUUAUUAUUUGAAGAUUUUGUAACGAAGCAAAAUAUCAGUAUAGAAGUAAGUGUAACCGAAGUCGUAAAAGAAUUUCAGUCUAAUCAGAUUUCAAACUCUAAAAUUACAAAUGCAACUCUCGAAAAAUUGUUAGAAGAUUUUUUAGAUUAUAAAAAAAAAAGCAUUAAAUGGAGACUUCGGAAAAACGCCGCAGUACUAUGUUAAUUACAUUAAUUUUGUAGAUUAUUACUUAAUGUUUACGCGCAGCAUCCGCAUUGGUGAUUUUGAACUGUUCAAAGAAGUCAUUCCAAAAAUGGCUAAUUUGUUUUUUAUGUUCAAUCAAGGCAACUAUUCUCGGUGGUUAUUAAAAUACCACGACAAUUUAUUAAAAGUUGAGGAAACACAUCCAGAUUUAGCAAUUCAAUUUAAGAAUGGGUAUUUCGGUGUCAAAAGAACGAAUAAAAAGUUUUCUAGAAGUCCUGUAGAUUUGACACUUGAGCAAACAGUUAACGCGGAUGCUGCAAGACGAUUAACCGGUGUAACGCAUUUUACGAAUUCGAUUAAUGCUCGUCAAAGAUGGUCAAAAAGCCACAGCAUUCGAUCAACACUAAUAUCGUAUACCUACGAAGAAAUUGGUUUAAAAAAAGCGCAAGAUAUAACCGGCGAUUUGGAAAAACACCAGAUUAAGAAAGAUUCUGUUCAGUUACAAAACUUCAUUAAGUUAUUAAAACAAAAUUUUAAUCCAUUUAAUUCUGAAAGUAUAGAAAGUAAUUUUUUGUAUAACAUUGCUACUGGACGAGCAGCUUCUGAAGAAGUUACCAACUUCUUAUUGAAAGCGGAACAAAAUGGCAAUGCAUAAAGAGAAAUUUAUUUCUGAAUGCGUAGAAUCGGGAGAUAGAUUUGAAGCUACAAUAAAACAAAACAAAAUACUCAAUUUUGCAAAUUCAACCGCAAAGAAAAAAAUACAAAUAAAUAAUAAAGUUCAAGAGGUGAGAUUGCAACGCGAUUUAUGUGGCCGCAUGUUAGCUAUUUCAAUGAAUGAAAAUACUAAUAUAGAAAAAAUUCUUACAUUUCCAUUAACGCCCGUUCCGAUGUCUCUGUGCCAUUUAGAUGGAUCAAUAUUCAAAACCGAUAAAUCAGUUUUAAUGAAGCUGUUAGAAAAUGACGUGAAAAGCGUAGCUCCGACACACACGGACGUUUGUUUGAUCGACGGUUUUUAUUUAGUACACAGCAUGAAAGACAUACCAAAAACGUUCGGAAAUAUAUCUAAAAAAAUAUUGCAGAUGGUAACAAAUAAUAAUAAAGCUCGAGAAAUACACAUUAUUUUUGAUAGAUAUUUCACUCCCUCAAUUAAAGAUUACGAAAGAUCGCUUCGAGGCGGUAACGGUGAUGAGCGUGCGUACGUAAUUUCUGGGCCUGAUCAAACGAGACCCGUAGAUUUUGUCAAAGAGCUUAGAAAUAGCAAUUUUAAGGAAGCUCUUGUGCAUUUUUUAAUUGUACAUUGGCAGAGUUCAGAAAUGAUACCAUUUUUUGAAAAUAAAACAGUUUUACUGAACUUUGAUCAGUGUUAUGAAUAUAAAGUUUAUAAUGAAACUGUUUUAUUUUCGAUAAAUGAUAUGUAUACGCUACAAGGUCAUGAAGAAGCUGAUACUAAAAUAGUUUAUCACGCGUGUAAUAUUCCGGAAGAAGCUAACAUUAUAAUAAAAUGUUCCGACACGGACAUACUUAUUAUAAUGCUAGCUAAUAUGAAUCACCUAAAAAAAAAUAGCAAAGUUUGGAUUCAAACCGGUAUUUUAAGUAAACAGCGUGUAAUUGACGUGUCGGCCCUGUACAAUAGACACGGCGAAUUAUUUUGUAAAUCAUUAACAGGGUUUCAUGCGCUGACUGGGUGUGAUUUUAACCCAGCUUUUUUUAGGAAAGGAAAACAGCGUCCUUUAAAAAUAUUAAUAUUAAGCGAACAAUGUCAAAGCGCAUUUGCUGAAUUAGGCAGUGAAGAUUGCGAUAGAGAGAGUGUAUACCGAGAAAUUGAAAAAUUUGUAUGUUCAAUGUAUGCGAUGAAAACUGUUGAAUCUGUAAAUAGUGCACGCUUUUCGCUUUUUUAAAAAAAUUAUAAAGUAAAGGACGUUAACGAACCGUUUCAAAAAAAAAGCUACAAAAUUUUGACGCUUCAUCGAUACCGCCUUGUGCAGCUGAAUUAAGACCGCAAUUCUUGAGAGCAAUGUAUAUCGCUAGAUUAUGGAGCCAUGCUCACAAAAAAAUUCCAACAUCUUUGGUACCAGAAGACUGCGGAUGGGUUAUAAUCGACUCUAAAUACCAAUUCCAAUGGUUCGAUGGACCGCAGAUGCUAUCUACUGUUAAAGACGUUGUAAUUGAUCAAGAUCAGUCUGAAGCGGAUAUUGAUGAAAUCGAAUCUGAAGAUGAGGAUACUGAUUAUGAAAGCGAAGAAGAUAUGCAGUAUGAUGAGUCCAAUGAAAACAGCGAAAUUGAAUAAAUCAUAAAAUUUGUAUAGUGUUGUUUUGUUAAUAAAAAAAAAUAAAAAUUUAAAA
Molecule: messenger RNA, 5659 nt
Organism: Nasonia vitripennis (jewel wasp)
Lineage: Eukaryota; Metazoa; Arthropoda; Insecta; Hymenoptera; Pteromalidae
Exons: 5
Coding region: 3959-5215 (418 amino acids)
Source: RefSeq, a predicted model, not a curated record